Molecule: messenger RNA, 7172 nt
Organism: Brienomyrus brachyistius
Lineage: Eukaryota; Metazoa; Chordata; Actinopteri; Osteoglossiformes; Mormyridae
Product: serine/threonine-protein kinase LMTK2-like
Exons: 14
Coding region: 543-5048 (1501 amino acids)
Biological process (GO): protein phosphorylation
Molecular function (GO): protein kinase activity; ATP binding
Source: RefSeq, a predicted model, not a curated record
GAGUAUCAUGGCGCUGUGAUGGCAAGUAAUGUUAGAUCACGUUUAACUUGAUGACAAGCUUAAAUUCACACUACGUUUUGUGUCAGGUUUUAUGUCAGUAAUACAAUGUCCGCUAAGGUUAGAAAGUUGAGAUAGGUAGACCUUGGAAGGCCACCAGUGAACCAUUUAUAAAAAAUUCUAUUACCGGGUAAUGAAUAAGACCGGGACUGUAGCUAGCUGUAGUAGCAUACUGCAUUGUAGAGGUUGAGUUAUUAUUUAAUAAGCACUGAUUUUAUGAUUUAUAAGCUGCGCUGGAUAUCAGCAUACUAUAGCUAUUUGUAAUCGCUGGCCACCUCUGUAUAACCUAAGUUUUGAUUAAACAGAGGCGGAUAGACAGCAAACAAUGCUGCUCAUACCGGUCUUGUAAGCGGCGAUGACACUGAUAGUUGCCUGUUUACCCCGAUGACAAUCUGGCUGCUGUGCCCUGCUGGUUUAUCCAUACCCGGCUGUGUGUUUGCAGACAAUGAGUUGAUUAGUUGUUGUUAGCUUGCUAGCUGAAUAGGAUGAAGAACCGUUAUGGAUUUCCGUUGUGUGCGAUUUGGAUCGCGCUGUCGCUGGUAGAAGGUGCGCCGCUGCCCCGUUCAUAUGCAGAGGCGGCAGCAGGCGAGGUCUGCCUGCUGGUGACUCUGUCCCUCUGUGUGCUGGCAGCUCUCGUGGUUCUGCUAGUCAACUGCGUUACCUGCUGUAAACGCCAGGGAAUUGACUUUAAGGAAUUUGAAGACAACUUUGACGAUGAACUAGAUUUCAGCCCUCCUGCUGAUGAUAACCCGUCUACGCACCCUAGCUCUGAGGUUUACACCUUGGCUGUGCCCCCAGUAUCCCUGCCGGCGCCCCCACACCUCCAGCCUCCCCUAAUUACUGAGGACCUUGCGGCCGUGCAGGUGGCCCGGCACAGUCUGAGCUACAUCCAGGAAAUCGGCUCUGGAUGGUUUGGAAAGGUUCUUCUCGGGGAGCUUUGUGCAGAGCCUGUGGCCAUCAGGCUCGUGGUGAAGGAGCUGAAGGCAAGUGCCGGGGUGAAGGAGCAGGAUGACUUCCUACAGCACGCGGACCCGUACCGAGUCCUGCAGCAUCCUAACAUCUUAUGGUGCCUGGGCCAGUGUGUGGAGACCAUCCCAUUCUUGUUGGUCUUUGAGUGCUGUGAGCUGGGUGACCUGAGGAGCUACCUGAGUCGGCAGGAGUGUGUGCUGACGAGCAGUGACGUGCUGCAGAGGAUGGCAUGUGAGGUCGCCGCCGGGGCUGCACACCUGCACAAGAACAACUUCCUGCACAGUGACCUGGCCCUGCGGAACUGCUUCAUAACCACAGAUCUGACGGUCAAAAUCGGGGACUAUGGAAUAGGCCCCACAAAGUACAAGGAGGACUAUAUCACUACUGAAGAGGAGUCUGCAAUCCCCCUGCGCUGGAUGGCCCCAGAGCUGCUUUCGGAGCUGCAUGGCACUGUGCUUACGGAGAAGCAAACCAAGGCGGGCAACGUGUGGGCCCUGGGGGUGACGCUGUGGGAGCUGCUGGAGCGGGCCGCUCGGCCCUACGCACACCUGCCCGACAGAGACGUGCUAAUCCACGUGAUACAGGAACAGCAGAUUAAACUCUGCAAGCCACACCUGGAGCUGCCAUACUCUGACAGAUGGUAUGAGGUGCUGCAAUUUUGCUGGCUCCCACCAGCUAGAAGGGCCACAGCAGAGGAGGUGCAUCGCAUGCUGACAUAUCUCCGCAUGCAGGGUCAGCGGGAAACCGAGGAAGACUUCGAGCAGCGCUGGAGUGCCCUCAAGCCCAACUCCUACAACCGGCAAGCUCCCGCGAGCCAAUCAUCCUUCCCCAUCCUCAGACAGUUUGCCAACGGGGGAGGGGAGGAGCUGCUCACAGUGACGGAGACCAGCCGAGGCCUCAACUUUGAGUAUGUGUGGGAGGCAGCCAAUCAUGACCAUUACAGUCAUGAUCGCAGGGUCGUGGACACCACCCUCAACUACCACAAUAUGUUCUUCCCAGUCUUGCAUUUAAGCCCGCUGCUCUCAUCAAUGUCUGCUGCAGAAGUAGGGAGUCAUGGAACCUCUUCUGAGCUUACCAGCAUUGGUGCCAAUGUGCAUGAAACACCAGACACUCAGAAGCAGCCCUACAUACAGCUGGAGAAGCCGGGGAUGCACAAGUUUCAGGUAGAUGACAGCUCUGUUGCUCUAGACACUUGUGAAAACUUGGAACUGGCUCCAAACGAGAAGCAACAUCUGGUCUUGCAGAGUAGUCUCUUGGGUGACACUAGCAUUGACCAUGAUUUUUUUGGUACCAGUAUCGACUCUAAGGAUUCCAAUCUGCAGGUGAGCCAGGAAUGGUCAUCCAGUGACCCAGAAAGCCCCUAUAAUGCAAACAUGUUCCAUGGGACUAGUUCCAAACUCAGAGACACGGCUUCCUGGAAUAAGGGUAGUCCCGAGCUGCGAAAUCUUAAUGCCAAAACCUGGGCUUCUUUAGACGGCACCGAUCAGAGGAAAGUGGAUAGUAGUUCAUUUUUAGGAGACGAUCAGCAGACGUUUUGCUCUAAGAACGUAAAUGAGGAUUCAGAUUUGAUACAUCUUACUGAAGACCCACCUAUAGAUAAUUAUUUUGUUCUCCAUGAGAAGUGUCUGAUGAAGCACAAGCAGUGUUCAUCAGUAGAACAUGGGGAUCCGGAUCAAGACAUUUCAGGGGCUGGUAUUCCUGAAAAUAUAAUCCACGGUAGUGCUGAAAUGGGUUCAGGUGAAGAUAGUAAGAUUGCAUGCUUUUUAGAAUCUCCUGAGAGAAUUCUUUCUCCAAAGGAUAAACUUUUGAACUUUCUAAAUCAGGAUUUAAAAGAUUUAGCAAAAACUGAGUCACUGGUGCCUUCAAGUACACUGGCUACUGGAGAAACCUUUCAAGACCAGCUACAGUUCAACAUUUGCUCUUCCAGUGAUCCGUUGUAUUCCUCAGAAUCCGGCAUUGGCUUUACCCUUGACUCUACGUCUACCUCUGCUCUACCUGAUCUGGCUGAAACUUCUGAGGUCCAUCUACGUGCCUCUGACCUUGGGCAGUCAGCUGUAUUCUGUCAGGAUGUCAUUAAUAACAUUACGAUCACAGCUGCCAAGAAAUUGAGCCUGGUAGGAAGUAGUGUAGCAUCUCCAGGAGAUGUGUGCUCAGCAGACACCAAACACUCUGCAAAGUGUAACCUCAUUUCACCUCCUUCGCGAGGUUCAGAAAGGGUGUUGUGCAGUGAUCAUGAAGUAGGGUGCACUAACUAUUUAACGGGCAGUGCAAUUAGGAAAAUUUCAAACAGUUUACAUAACGUAGCAUCUGAACUGCCGCACGCUAAAGACUGCAGCAUGAUCGAGCCUUUGCAGAAGUUUGAUAAAAAUAACUCGCCUCUUGACAAACCUUCACUACAAAUUUCUCCACCAUGUUUGGACCAGACAAACCAAGAUAGUCUUCUUGACAACCAUAUUCCAGCCAUUUUGAGGACUUUCUUUGGUGGACAUUCUUUGGUGACUCCAGACUCCAUGGAUUCUCUGAAUAUGCACAUUCUACUGGAUACAACCAAGGUGCUCAACAUCACGGCCUCUGAGAAACCUCAGCCUGCUUACAAAACGGCUGACAGUGGUUAUGAAACGGAGAAUGUGGAAUCUCCAGAAUGGAGUUCCCAGCCCACCGUUCAAGAUAGCCCUGCUGAAGGAAGCCCUGUGAUAGGUUUGCAGCCUUCCCCAGAUGUUUUAAUGUCAGCGGCAGACAGGAUGCUGGACGCUUUGCAAGAUAGAGGAGAAGCCUUCAUUGAAAAGGCUCCAGCUGAAGCUGAGCAUGAGCUCCAGCGCAGUGGCCAGCAGAGCUACCGUGAUUCUGCUUACUUCUCAGAUAAUGACUCUGAACCUGACAGGUUGCUCAGUGACUCCAUUGUUCCAUCACGCACUUCUGCUGGAGCAACUGACACCUGUACUGGAAAAACUCCUCUUCUUGAGAAAGUUGUUGAGAUGGAGGAGCAGCAGUUCCACACUAAUGUUCAGAUGGAUGCUUCAGAAGCUGCUGUCUUACAGACUAACUCCUUGCUUAUCCAAAGCGAAAAUGAGACGGACCUUGUCACAACAGAUGACUGGAAGGGUGAUUCAUUUGUGUGUUUUUAUGAUGAAAAAUUAGCAGACGAAGCAGCUUGUUUGUACAAAUACACAUCACAGUCUGAGCAGCCUAAAAAUGCCACAUCUUUCCUGUUGGCUGUGAACUCAAGGUUGGAUAAUGUGGGAGAUGCACCCAGGCUGAAGGAACCUGAUAUUGAGGGAAGAUACUUGGGUAAGCUGGACAGCCUGUCAGUGGUGAGUGGGCUGGAGGACAAUGCCGAUGCUGAUGAGGAGGAUGAGAACAGUGAUGACUCGGACGAUGGAAACGCACACGUCUUCCAGCAAUCUGCGUCCAGCUCUGACAGCGAGGAUGAUGCUGGUCACAGGGUACCUGUCAUUGUCACUGAUGGCAGUGAGGCCUGCAACCUUAGAGGCCUCUUGAAGCCAACCUCAGCGAACACCCCCAGACCUUCACAGAUAGGAGGCUCAGAUGAUGGCCUUAGGACAAAGACCGUGUCCUUCUUUGAUGAUGUCACAGUUUACCUCUUUGACCAGGACACACCCACCAAGGAGCUUGGUGACCAUACGCCGGUAGCAGGCUCCACCCCGCAGCUUAGCACCCUAGGGUCCCUCUCCAGCUCUCUGAGCAGGCUCACCAGCUCUGAGAGUUCCACUGACGAAGAAGGUGGUGGCUUCGAAUGGGAUGAUGAUUUCACCUCGCCAGAGCCCGCCUUCCUUGCCAGGACAACCAAUCACCUCUUUGCAUCCAGAACAACUGCCUCAUCACUCUCCCGCUGCCUUUCCACUCCACCUCCCAGCCGUACUGGGGAGCAGAUCUGGACUCCGCCAUCUUCCUACUCUCGCUUCUCCGUGUCUCCCUCCAACAUGGCCAGAUUCUCCCUCACCCACUUCACGGACUCUGACAUGGAGCAAGAAGGGAGCAGUGAAGAUGGGGACAAGGAUUAAGUGCGGAGAAGUGGACCUCGAAAUUUACUGCAAGAUGUACAAUUUUGUACUUUAACAGCCAUCAUAUAGAUGCUGAUCUCUAGCAGUGCUGCUAUCCUGUACAGAGUGCUGUAACGACGUGUGUAGGGCCACUCACAGCAGUGCUCCUCUCUAUCCAUGUCUGUCAUGCCUGUGAGCACCAUGUCAUACCAGCUACUACAACUCAUAUCCUUUUAUUUUCUGUGACAAAGCAAACUGCCUGUUAGCUUUUAAUUGUCGUCCUCAGUAUUAGCAGUGCUGUCACUGUCGUCACAUUAGCGGUGACGUUAUUUCUGCCACAGUGAUUGAAAAUAUUAAAGAUAAUCUUUCUUUUUGGCCCUCAGUGCUAUUUGGAGAUGCGGUUAAAUUCGAUGCACACGGUACAUCUGUUUAAAACAAAUCUACUAAUAAGUCUAAUUUAUACAGGGCAAUCAACUUAUGAAGAGGGGUAUCAGCAGACAAUUUGGUUUCAAAGUUUUCCUUGCAAAUUACAGAUGUUUCUCAGAACAUCUUUUGGGUUGCUGGAAAGGCUUGGGUCUGUAGCUAGACCUUUCCUCAUCUUCUUUUGCAUUGCAGUUGCGUUGCAGUGCAAUGGUCGCUCCAUCUCUCAUGUUGACAGCAGUGAUUCAAGGUAGCAGAUGCGUAUAAAGGCAUGCAGGUGUCUACAUGGGUCACGCUCAUUUACACAGACUGCAAGAUUAGCCUCAGCAAGGACUGCCUCUCAAGGGGCUGAUUCUCUUUACUGGUGCCACUGAAGACAAACAUUAACAAGGGGAGCAAACUAGAUUUUGCAGAAAUCUGUGUUUUAUUUUUUGGAAUUAGCAACUUUUUCUACUCUUGCAGCAUUAAGAUGAUGUUGCCUGGUCCUCUCUGUUCAUUGUGUUGUGCGUGAAUGUAUUGUUUCAGAUGAAGAUGAGAAAGAGAUGAGGAGAUGCUGUCAUUUGUAAAGUUGCUCAUCACUCUUUGUGCCAUUGUACUUCACACGGACCCCUGUGUGGAUGACAGCGUUUCUCUGAAAUGCCACAAUACUGGAUCUUCUUGAUCCGACUGUCUAGAGUGUAAUGUGAAGUAGACAUGAGCAAGAAACGUUCAGUGUGAGACGCUUGAGUUUUUUUUUUUUUUUUUUGUGAAUGAAUUUUUAUAUAAACUCUGAAAACCACAUAAGCUGAGCAGCGACUGUAUGGACUUGCAAAGACGCUGCAAUAACUAGUAAAGUUCUCUGUCUGAUAUGAAGUGUUGAUGAUGUGUGACUGUUUUGCAAGCAGAGGUACGUGGUCUCCAUGGUACUUUUGCAAUUUGUUCCUCGAAAACCCUAUUAGAGAUUGAAAGUAUUUUUCAUUGAAUGUCUGAAACAGUUACAGUAUUUAUUUGAUAUUUGAAUGCAUCUGGGGGGAUAUAAUAGCCAGCAGAUUAUGAAUAUGGGCUAAUGACGAGACAGUGUCAAAGUGGAACAUUAAAGAUGAUUGGUCCUAAAAUAAUGUGAGCAGCUGUUUUUUUCAAACUUUGAAUAAUUUUUACCAUCCAAUCAUAAGGCAAUGUGAUUGGUCAUCAUCGUCAUUAACAAGCUUUAUUCUCCAUUUGUCCAGAUGAAGUAGAGAAUUAGUAACAGGGGGUCUGUUUGUCUUGGUUCUCAUAAUGGAAUUUAGAAUGGUUCCCAAAGAUUCAAGUGAAUGGUUCCGAAUCUCCAUUUUUUGUGCAUCACAAAUAAAUGCCUUUGUUAUGUUUUUUAUGUACAAAAGUUUGCAAUAAGAACAACCUGUGCUCCAGCCUGACUUGAAAAUUUAAGUUAUUCUGUAAAUAUUGCUUCACCUUGCACAUUUGAAGUGUAACUUAUUGUUAAAUUUUGCAAAUGUAAAUAAAUGUUAACGAUGUCUGUAAAUUGGGAGUGAUGUAAUGAAGUCUUAGGCAUUUUGUUUAAUGGGUAAGAAUACACAUUUCAGUAUAGUUAUUAAAUUGUGGUAGUAUCAGCUUACUCUAUCCCUGAAACUACAUUUAAUGAAGUGGUAUUUUUACUUCAUGUUGAUUCAUACACGUAAUUUAUUGAAAUUUAAGUACAAUAUGGUUAUUUAAUAUUAACAAUAAAUAAAAAAUGCCUUUUAUAUUCCA